This is a messenger RNA of Salvelinus namaycush (lake trout), 1342 nucleotides long. RefSeq names its product vascular endothelial growth factor C-like. Gene Ontology annotation, molecular function: chemoattractant activity; growth factor activity; vascular endothelial growth factor receptor 3 binding. Lineage: Eukaryota; Metazoa; Chordata; Actinopteri; Salmoniformes; Salmonidae. Gene Ontology annotation, biological process: positive regulation of angiogenesis; induction of positive chemotaxis; positive regulation of endothelial cell proliferation. The record is from RefSeq and is a predicted model, not a curated record. The transcript is spliced from 7 exons. Gene Ontology annotation, cellular component: membrane. The coding region runs from base 1 to 1113 and encodes 370 amino acids.
AUGACUAUGAUGAGUACCCAGGCCCCGCUGGUUGGCGAAGGCCUUAGUGGUUUGGACACAGUCUCCAACGUGGACGAGCUGGUGGAGCUGCUGUACCCAGAGUAUAGCCUGGUGCAGCACUGCCUACGUAGGAAAGCCUUGCACAACUCCCCUCCUCUCCAUGCUGAAGACGAUAUCUGGGCCUGGGGCAAGCCCAGGGAGCUGGCACUGGUCAAGUCUGACAGCGCCAUUGAAGUCAUUCUGGAGGAGAUCCAGCGUACCAUGUGUACUCCUCGGGAGGUAUGUCUGGAGGUGUCUAAGGAGUACCCGGAGAGCACCAGUCACUUCUACGUGCCUCGCUGUGUGUCUGUGCACCGCUGUGGGGGCUGCUGUCCCCAGGAGGGUCUGUACUGCACUAACACCAGCCACAUCUACAUCAACAAGACGCUGGUGGAGUUGUCUCACCGUGACCGCUCUAUGGUGAUGGUGGCGUUCGUCAACCACACGUCCUGUGAGUGUCUGUCCAAGAGGCCCCUGCACUCCGUCAUCAGGAGGGCCGCUGCAGCUCACCUCACCGUGUGUUCCCCGCCAGAUGUUCCCUGCAGUACAGGACUGGUCUGGGACCCCACCAGCUGCCUGUGUGUUCCCAUGGACACAAGCUCCUUCUCAGAGAGAGAGCUAGAGCCACUGGAGUCAGCCUUGCUGGAGCUGUGUGGCCCCAACAAAGUCCUGGAUGAGGACAGCUGUGAGUGUGUGUGUCAGAACGGUCUGACGGAGGCCAGCUGUGGGCCAGGCUGGCGUCUAGACCAAGAGUCCUGUGAGUGUCUCUGUGAGGACCAGCCCGGCCCAUGGACCUGCCCACCCAACCAACGCUGGGACCCAGAUCUGUGUGGCUGUGUGUGCCGGGCAGAGUGCCCACGUAGUCAGCCUCUCAACCCAGAGACGUGCCUGUGCCAGUGCAGGGAGAGUCCUCACACCUGCCUGCUGCAGGGCAAGAGGUUCAACGCACACAACUGCAGCUGUUACCGGCUGCCCUGCAGAAAGCCACACAAGAACUGUCCAACUGGCUUCUACUACAGCCACUACGUCUGCCAGUGCAUACCCAACCACAUGAGGUCAGAGGAGUGGAACUGACAAAGCUGGUGUCACUAGCACUGGUGCCAAACUGCAAUGUACUGUAACUGUAUGGUGAAAUAGAGCAGAAAUGAAGGCUGACCUGACUACAACCAUUGUCCACAUGGGCCGGAAUGGAGAAGAACGUGUGGCAGAGAGGAGACUGACCAAAUGGUAUUCUAUACUCAACAAUAAUAUAAACACAACAUGUAAACUGUUGGUCCCAUGUUUCAUGAGCUGAAAUAAAAGA